Molecule: messenger RNA, 1217 nt
Organism: Orbicella faveolata
Lineage: Eukaryota; Metazoa; Cnidaria; Anthozoa; Scleractinia; Merulinidae
Product: ras-related protein rab7
Biological process (GO): endosome to lysosome transport; phagosome-lysosome fusion
Cellular component (GO): phagocytic vesicle; lysosome; late endosome
Molecular function (GO): GTPase activity; GTP binding
Source: RefSeq, a predicted model, not a curated record
UCACGAGACCCAGGUUUCAGGGCUCCGCCAUAUUCUUACGUUAGAUUGUGUCGCAACGAACUUUCGGCGAGUUUGCUCUUCAGAAGACGGUUUUGCAGGUAAACAACUAUGGCAUCAAGAAAGAAGGUUCUUCUUAAAGUCAUAAUCCUUGGAGACAGUGGGGUUGGUAAAACAUCUCUCAUGAACCAGUAUGUCAACAAAAAAUUUAGUAAUCAAUACAAGGCUACAAUCGGAGCAGACUUUCUCACAAAAGAGGUGAUGGUUGACGAUAGGCUAGUUACGAUGCAGAUAUGGGACACAGCAGGACAAGAAAGAUUUCAAAGCUUGGGUGUGGCAUUUUAUCGUGGUGCUGACUGUUGUGUACUGGUCUUCGAUGUGACGCAACCCAGUACCUUCAAGACAUUAGAUAGCUGGAGAGAUGAAUUCCUCAUUCAGGCAAGCCCAAGAGAUCCAGAGAACUUUCCUUUUGUUGUCUUAGGAAACAAAAUUGACUUGGAAAACAGAGCGGUCAAUGCCAAACGCGCACAGUCAUGGUGUCACUCAAAGAAUGACAUUCCAUACUUCGAGACCAGUGCAAAGGAGGCCAUCAAUGUUGAACAAGCAUUCCAGACCAUUGCCAAAAAUGCCCUCGCCCAGGAAACAGAGGUGGAGUUAUACAACGAUUUCCCUGACCAAAUAAAGCUCUCUGGGGACAGCAAACCAAAAUCGAAUGACUGUGCUUGUUGAACAGAAUUCAAUAGUAACUGUAGUUCUUUGAGGUCUUGUAUUGAGAUGAUGUAUCGUAUGAAAGAGGUGCAACUCCUUGCUGUAAUGAUUGAUAUACUCACUGGCCAAUGAAGUAAAUUGCUCAGGACAUUGGCGAACUAAGACAAAAAAAAUAAAGCCUGCCUUGUUCAAGUCAGUGCGCGAGGUCUAGUUACUGUCAAGGAUGUGCACAUUUUUACCCAAGUUUGUGGCAUGGAAAAAUGUCCUUAGUCUGAUAUUUUGUAGCAUUUCAUUCACCUAUCUAUCUGGGCUGGGAACUCAAUAUGUUUUUGUCAGACAUUUUUCCACACAAAUAGAUUUAUUUGCCGUUCUUGAUUAAAAUAUUAAGCUAUCACUGCAUGAUUCAGAAUUGUGAAAAUUACAGUGCACUGUAUUACCUGUAGAGCAUAGAUUGAAAUGAAUGUACAAUGUAAGUAAUUGAAAUAAAAUGUAAAACUUUGGUACCAAGUUGA